Heteronotia binoei (common prickly gecko) is the source of this 3151-nucleotide messenger RNA. It is a transcript of the gene POLR3D, whose product is annotated as RNA polymerase III subunit D. The transcript has 9 exons. Lineage: Eukaryota; Metazoa; Chordata; Lepidosauria; Squamata; Gekkonidae. The record is from RefSeq and is a predicted model, not a curated record. Gene Ontology annotation, molecular function: DNA binding. Bases 188 to 1378 code for a protein of 396 amino acids. Gene Ontology annotation, biological process: transcription by RNA polymerase III. Gene Ontology annotation, cellular component: RNA polymerase III complex.
UCGGAUAAGCCUCUCAGAAACAGAACUACGACGGGGAACUACCAUUUUCAAAGAUGGCCGCCUGCUUACUUACGCGUGCUUUUAGGGGAAAGGGAGUUCCGUGUCUUAAGUAGACCACCGGCUUGAAUCCGGCCUUUUUGGUGUUGGACCCAGCUGGGGCGACUUUUCUCCUUUAAUAUUACCAAAGAUGUCUGAAGCAGGCAAUGAUCCUGGGAACCCUGGCUGCAGUCGGCCUACACUCUCAGCUGCACGAGGGUUAAUAGGGAGGAGGACUACUGCCCCCAUUACCCCUGGCCGUCUGCCUUCCAUCCGUUCCCGAGACCUUACCCUUGGUGGAGUGAAAAAGAAAACCUUUGCUCCCAAUAUAAUUAGCAGGAAGAUCAAAGAGGAGCCAAAAGAGGAUGUUUCCAUCAAGAAAGAGAAGAAGGAACGUGAUCGAGAUCGGCAGAGAGAUGGUCAUGGACGAGGCCGAGGGAGGCCAGAAGUCAUCCAGUCUCACUCCAUCUUUGAACAAGGACCAGCUGAAAUGAUGAAAAAGAGAGGUACCUGGGAUAAGACUGUGGACAUGUCUGAUUUUGGCCCAUCCCACAUCAUCAACAUAAAGAAGGAGAAAAGGGAGACGGAUGAGGAAACAAAGCAGAUCCUGCGCAUGUUGGAGAAGGAUGAUUUCCUCGAUGACCCAGGCUUAAAAAAUGACAUCCGCAACAAGCCUGUUCAGCUGCCCCUGGCCCAUUCUGGCUGGCUUUUCAAAGAGGAGGGUGAUGAUCAAGAGGAUGGAAAGCCUUUGAACUCCAGCACCAAGGAGGAGAUGAUGGAAGUGGACAUACCACCAGUGAAAGUGAAAGAGGAGCCCUACGAUGAAGAAGAGCCCCUGCCUGCUCGCAAACCAUCUCUUGCAAAAGCACCUCCUCCUUUCCCCCAGGACGUGUCCAUGGCAGAGCUGCUGCAGAAGCUGAGCUUCUGCAAGGAAGAUGAGUUGCUGUUCUUGCAGCUGCCAGAUACGCUGCCAGGGCAGCCACCCACCCACGAUACCAAGCCCAUCAAGACUGAGGUGCAAAAUGAGGAUGGGCAGAUGAUGAUGAUAAAGCAAGAGAAGAGCCAGGAAGCUAAAGAAGCUGAGAACAUUUGCACCCUGGGGGACCUAUCAGAAGGGCAAGUGGGGAAGCUGCUGAUCCGCAAAUCAGGGAAGGUGCAACUUGUGCUGGGCAGGGUGACCCUUGAUGUGACCACAGGGACUCCGUGCUCCUUUCUUCAGGAGCUGGUAUCAGUGGGCAUUGGAGACAACAGGAGUGGUGAGAUGAUUGUCCUGGGCCAUGUGAAGCACAAGCUGGUCUGUUCCCCAGACUUUGAGUCCUUGCUGGAACACAAGCAUCGGUAAAGAAUGAGCCAUGGCAAAGUCUUCUGGCCGUUUCUGAGGAGGUCUUAAGAACAGCGGUAUAGCUGUCCAGAAGUGCCUUUCUUUCUGAACCAAUGGAUGGAAUUUCCUAGAGAAGUCUAGCUGCACUCCAGUGAACUGGAACAGCAUGGCAUUUUAUUGCAUUAGGGCACCAAGAGCUGAAAUGCCUCUUGCAGGUGACAUUCCUUAAGGACAGUGGAAACCAAGGGUUGGAGCAGACCUAGCAGCUCUGGUUAGCAGGGUCAUUAUUUACAUGGCACAAGACUUAAUGUUGGCACGACCAUUCCCAAGAGUAAAAACCAGUGGGAGUAUUUGAAACCUGGAGCUGAGAGUGGCUGCUCGAUAGCUGUUUAAUGCAGAUGAAGGAGGAGUGGGUUGCCCCCAUUCCUAAUCCUUGUAUAAGGCCUUAAGGUGAAGCCUAGUCCUUCUGCUUCUCUAAUUAUUCCUUGCAGCCACACACUGGAGCUGAAGCAAAGGAGGAAGAUGAAGUGUAGGUGUGUGGGCAUAUUCCCAAGAAGCAGAAAUGAUGCAGUUCCCCCAAGACAUUCUCAUGAUGUACUCCCUAAGCCUUGAAGCCUGAGUCAGAAAUCUGCAUUUCAAAAUUCUCCCCUUUUGAGCAGAGGCAAAACUUUUGUGGGUUUUUUUUUAAAGUCUGCUUUCCAGGCUUUGGGACUUUUGCAGUGCCCACGUAAUGUGUGGCAAAAACCAUGCCAGGCUUCCUUGAACAUAUUAUGAGAUGAUACAAAGAUAAGCCAGAGAAAGAAGAGUUGCCUUGCUUUUGCUCCCAUCUGUUUGAAAUCACCCAGCACCAUAGCACUUGCCAUCCAUCUUUAAUGGUGGGAAUGGUGAUUUAGACAACAAAAGUGGUCUAGUCUUAUUUUCCCUAUUUUUGUCCCACCUGUCCAGGCACCAUAUGUGCAAAAUAGAUUGUCUCUUCCAGCAGCUGGGGGCGGGGAAGCAUACAGGGAGUUGUAGCAGAAUAAAUUUAUCACUAAUUGGGAAUUCUUGACACUAGUAAUCUCUUGAAGAUAGAAAAUUGUUCUUAUCAACAGCCUGGUUUUGAUUAAGGGCUGCCUUGCUGUUCCAUUUUAACCUAUUUUUUAAAAAAUCAUUGAGCAUGACAACUGCCAAGUUGCGGCUGAUUGGUUCCUUAUGAUGCCCAGAAAAGGAAGUGGUGCCAAAUGCUCACUGAGCAACCACUGAGAUCUCGAAGUAAUGUUGAGGAUUUUUUUUAAAAACCUGAGGGGUUUAUGAGGAAUUACAUGGAAACAGCUGAGUUUGUGACUAAAUAUGGGUAUAAUGUAAAGCCAAUUCCUUAUUUAAGCACUGUGAUCUUAAACAGGGACAGUCUCAUCAAGCAAGACAAGGUACUGGAAUAUCCACAACCCAAAUCUCAGCAUGUUUCUAUUACUAAAUAGCACCAUCAGGUGUUCUACUUUCUAUCUGGAUGCAUAGAAGGUUUACUCCUUCUCCACUAUGCCAUUUUCCUGACCUCAGUUGAUCCUUCUUGAAUCUUGUCCCACUGAGGCAAGGCAAAUAGUAACGAGGAGCGGGGGGAUUUGUAAAGGAAAGGUUCAAGCCAUUGCUCUGUCAUAUCAUGGCUCCAAUCUGAAAGGCUGCUAGUAGCAAUUAAAAAUGUGUGAAAUCUCUUUACAGAGUUACUUUGACCAUUGUUUGAUUGGUCUUUGAUUGUUGCAGUGCAUUGGUAAAGUUGUUAGAUUCUGCCAGGUGUCAAUAAAAUUACACUGAAUGCAA